Molecule: messenger RNA, 2559 nt
Organism: Closterium sp. Yama58-4
Lineage: Eukaryota; Viridiplantae; Streptophyta; Zygnematophyceae; Desmidiales; Closteriaceae
Source: the annotation of a GenBank genome assembly
AUGCCGCUUAUUCAGCCGGCCGUAAAUUCCUCCACGAAUGGCACGUCGACCAAAAGCGUUGCGCCAAACUUUGCUUGUUUGCCGCGUCUUGCACCACCGAGUGACGUAGGUGUUUUUAAUUGCGAUGAAGGGGGCGCGGGAAAGAAAGACGGCGUUUUUCCUUCGGAUGAGGGCGAGAUCGUCGGCCCGCAUUCGCCGCGCGCGGGGCUUAGACGGUCGCUUACCGUCGUCGACGGAGUCAGCAUGGUGCUGGGAGUGGUGGUGGGCAGCGGUAUAUUUGCCACGCCAGGCGUCGUUUUGCUGGACGCGAGCGGGUCGCCGUUGCUGGCGCUGCUGCUGUGGCUGCUGGCGGGGGUGGUGGGGUACGCAUGCUGUGAGGUGGCGUUUGGAGAGCUCGCGUCGUUUGUCUUCAUGUGGAUGUUCUUCUUUGUCUCUACCGGUGGGGCCCUCUCCAUCCUGGUCGUCACAUUUGCCCGAUACGCCGUCGCUCUGCUUCCCGGGGCAGCAGCUGGCGGAGAGGAGGAGAUGGAAGUGAUGGUGAUGGUCGUGGGGGGGGGGUGCGUGCUGCUGCUUACUCUUGUCAACUGCUAUGGAGUUGAAGCAGGCACGUGGCUGCAGAACUUGCUCUCUCUUUCAAAGGCUCUCCUCAUCGCCAUCAUUCUCGCAGCCACUCCUGCCUUCAUCAUCCUCCAAGGCUCCGCCACUGCGGCCGCCAACCUCCUUCAACCGCUGCCGCCGCUUGACUCGCUUGACCUCAGCAGACUUGGCGCUGGGCUGGUUGCAGCUAUAUGGGCCUUUGACGGAUGGAACUGCCUGGGCUUUUUAUCAGAGGAGCUCAAGAACCCAAAGAGGGACCUGCCUCGCUCUCUAUCCAUUGGCAUGCUCAUUGCUGUUGUCAUCUGUCUGUCUGCCAACGUGGCAUAUCUCUGCAUCCUUCCCGCUCAAGCCAUAGGCAUAUCUCAGGUGGUGGCGGUAGAUUCAGUGACGCUCGUGUUCGGCCCGGCAGCAGGCAGGCUGGUGGCGCUGCUGGUGGCAUUCAACGUGCUGGGCUCAGCGAACGGAACUCUGCUGUGCAACGCUCGAUACUUUUACGCCAUGGCAAGGGAGGGUCGCCUGCCUCGCUUCUUUGGGGCUGUCACUAAAGGCGGCGCUCCCUACGCUGCUCUCUGCCUUAUAGGGGGAUGGACCAUGGUUCUUCUCUUCUUUGCAGCCAAUCAGCUUGAGAAGCUUCUUGACUACUUUGGCAUCGCCACGUGGAUAUUCUACGGGGCAGUGGCAGCAGCUCUCUUCAAGCUCCGGUGGGCCUUCCCCAAUGGGCCGCGGCCAUAUGAGGCUCGCUUCUACCCGCUCCCUCCUGUCAUUGCACUCGUUGCUGCUGUAUUUCUGGUCAUAACGUCGCUAUUUGCUCAUCCAGUUCCGUCCAUGGCAUCGCUUGCCUUUGUUUUUGUUGCUUUCCCGUUGUACUAUAUUACCAAAUGGUUCCAAGGCCAACGUCAGCCGUCAUGCACCAAUGCUAUCGAUCAGGGUUCCCCCCAGCCCCUUCCCUGCUUUCCCCCAUCCCCCUCUGUGCUUCCCCAUGUCCCUUUCCCUAAUUCCCCCCAUCCCCUUCCCUUCUUCCCCCAUCCACUUCCGUUUUAUUCCCCCACCCCCUUCCCUGCUUCCCCAUGUCCCCUUCCCUGCUUCCCCAUGUCCCUUUCGCUGAUUCCUUCAUCCCCUUCCCUUCUCCCCCCAUCCCCUUCCCUUAUAUUCCCCCAAGUCCCCUUCCCUGCUCCCCAUGUCCCCUUCCCUGCUUCCCCAUGUCCCUUUAUCCCCUUCCCUUCUUCCCCCCAUCCCCUUCCCUUAUAUUCCCCCAUCCCCUUCCCUGCUUCCCCAUGUCCCCUUCCCUGCUUCCCCACGUCCCUUACCCUGAUUCCCCCAUCCCCUUCCCUUCUUCCCCCCAUCCCCUUCCCUCAUAUUCCCCCAUCCCCUUCCCUGCUUCCCCAUGUCCCUAGAGCUGAUUCCCCCUCCCUUCCCUUCUCCCCCAUCCCCUUCCCUUACAUUCCCCCAUGUCCCCUUCCCUGCUUCCCCCCACGCCCUUCCAUGCUUCCCCCCAUCCCCUUCCCUUCUCCCCCCAUCCCCUUCCCUUACAUUCCCCCAUGUCCCCGUCCCUGCUUCCCCCCACGCCCUUCCAUGCUUCCCCCUAUCCCCUUCCCUUUUCCACCCAUCCCCUUCCCUUAUAUUCCCCCAUCCCCUUCCCUUCCCUCCCAUGUCCCCUUCCCUGCUUCCCCCCAUGUCCCCGUCCCUGCUUCCCCCCACGCCCUUCCAUGCUUCCCCCCAUCCCCUUCCCUGCGUCCCCAUGUCCCUUCCCUGCUUCCCCCAUCCCCUUCCCUGCUUCCCCGUGUCCCAUUCCCUGCUUCACCCCAUCCCCAUUCCAGGUUCUUCCCUGCUUUCCCCCAUCCUUCUCUGUGCUUCCCCAUGUCCCUUUCCCUGAUUCCCCCAAUCCCCAUCCCUUCUUUCCCCCCAUCCCCUUCCGUUUUAUUCCCCCUGUCCCCUUCCCUGCUUCCCCAUGUCCCUUCCUGA